Molecule: messenger RNA, 921 nt
Organism: Caenorhabditis remanei
Lineage: Eukaryota; Metazoa; Nematoda; Chromadorea; Rhabditida; Rhabditidae
Exons: 3
Coding region: 1-921 (306 amino acids)
Source: RefSeq, a predicted model, not a curated record
AUGAAAACCGCCGCUCUGCUAGGACUGCUCCUAAUCCUCUCCACCACUACAUUCGCCUUCGACCCCCAAGCGACCCACACUUUGGACCCAGCUAUCCCGACAGUGGCACCUCAUACCACCGACUCAUCCGCCGACUCUUGCGCCGGUCAGUGUGCAUUCCAAUUCAUGGACAAUAUCCGUUCGCAAAUCGGCCAAGACCGUGCUUCUUCUCUUAUGCAACUGAAUUUCAACGACUUUUUGACAUCUUUCUCGAAUACUACUUUCUUUGAGAAGUUCUGCAAAAUCUACCACAACUUCCAAAGCUGCGAAUCAAAAUGCACGCCAGGCUUCCUACACCAACUUCUAAUGCGUAGUUCCGAGAUAAUCGACCACUAUUGUGUCUACAAUUUCGACAAAAUCCGCGAGAAGUUCCCCUGCCUUAUCAAAAUGAAGCCGAAUAAGGAUUGCGUGAAAACCUGUACCCCUCACCACGACGCCGUUUCCUCAAUGACCGAAAACUUUAAGAAUCUGGUGCUCAGUGGAGAUACGACACGCGCGGAGCAGUAUUUGGCUCAAGGUUGUGAAUACAUCACGUGCACAUUGCACUGUGACGUGCCAACCAUUGCUCAUGAAUGCGAUUCGGAGACCGCGCAACUCGUCAUCGACCUAACCCGCCGCUCUUUUGCCAGUAUGGAAAAGAUGGCUUUGGAUACAAAUGCGGUCGCCAAAUGGCCCCAGGUCUGUGCUGACGUCAAGACCUACCGUAUGCCGACUCCAUCGGCUCCGCCCAAAGGAGAAGACGACAAUGUCGUUGCUCAGAGUAAUAUUGUGGCGGAUCACCCGAUCACCCACCCUAAACUAGUACAGGCACCACUUGUUAGAGCUGGAAGUGUUUUAUCGAUUUUUUUGGCUACCGUAAUCCCGGUGAUUUUCCUAUUUUAG